ACUCGCUCCGCGUGCGGCGGUGACGUCACGGCCUACAGGAAUGGCGGCGCAGGCUGUUCGGGGAAGCGACCUAAAGAGCCCCAAACUUUACUGCUAACGCCGUUUGCGGAAUUACAGAGAAACAGCCGAGAAAAAGAAAAGCCAAAGCCGGAAAGAUACCGAGGCGAGCUGCACGGCACUCGAAUCGCUCCCGCCGGGCGUGCGGCGCCAGCGUCGGGGUCCAGGAGUUGGGUGCCGACUUUGUGUUGCUCUGCUAGCUACCUGGCUAGCUAAUAUAAUCAUAUAUAGACUUGCAGGCUACGGUUAGCUGGGUAAAAGUUGCAUAGCCGUAUAACUGGGCUAUUUAUUUUAUUCGGGAAGUUUUAAAAUACAGCGGCCACUUGUAGCAGGGUUCGCGGCGGCAGCGCAGCGAGCGUUAAGCCGAGGCGCGUCGCGCUUCUCGCUCUUUGUGGUCGCUAACGCAGCCGGGUUAGCCAGCUAGCCAGCCUGCCCGCCCGCGGCGCUUUUAUGCCACAAUGGAAACUUUAACCCUGAGCGACGUGGAGCAGAAAUAUUACUCGGAUCUGUUCGUCUACUGCGACACGGACAACACGAAGAAAGUGGCCUCCAGCGUUAGGGUUCGCGACCUCUUCCGAGCGGCCCAGCUGCCGAACGAGGUGGUGCUGCAGAUCAAAGAGCUUUGCGGAGCUACGCGCCUUGGGCACUUUGGACGAAGCCAGUUCUACAUUGCAUUAAAACUGAUAGCUGUGGCCCAGUCAGGCUUACCACUGCGGGUGGAAAGCCUAAACACUGUCAAGGACUUGCCUCUGCCGUGGUUCGGCGUGGGAAAGAACGAGCAGGAGGUGAGACACGCCGCCCUGUACUCAGACUCCGAGAACCAGGCGCCUUACUCCGGCGUGAUCCCGCGGCCCCCGGGCCGAGCGCAGCCCAAGAAGACUCAGCCCCACGAGUCUCUACAGCCCUGCGUGUCCACGAUAGACUCGCUGCCCGACACGACCUCGCCUGUGGGCUCCCCGACGCAGUCCCCUCCCACCUCACCCCAUACCUGGAGGAAGCACAAACGGCAGGCUAGCGGAGGUAACUCGGAACGUCAGCCUGUGGUAACCGGCGCUGUUUGGGCCCCCUUCGGAGAGGCACAGUCAGGGCCAGUGACGGGUGACGGGAUGUGGUCGCCCCCUGUUCAGGAGAGUUGGGUCAGUUUCACAGACACGCCUCCCUCUAGCACACUUCCCACUGUGCACCCCUCGUCAGUCCAGGAGGGCACGACGAUAAGGAUCGCGGCCUCUGCUACAACCUCCAAUGAAAUCCAAAGGCAAUCCAGCAGUUACGACGACCCGUGGAAAAUCACCGACGAGCAAAGGCAGUAUUAUAUCAAUCAGUUCAAGACCAUCCAACCUGACCUGAAUGGCUUCAUCCCCGGCUCCGCUGCCAAAGAGUUCUUCACUAAAUCGAAGCUGCCCAUUCUCGAGCUGUCUCACAUUUGGGAGCUGUCAGAUUUCGACAAGGAUGGCGAGUUAACACUGGACGAAUUCUGUGCGGCGUUUCACCUGGUUGUGGCGAGAAAAAACGGCUACGACCUCCCAGAGAAGCUUCCGGAGAGCCUGAUGCCCAAACUCAUCGACUUGGAUGACUCCGCGGAAGUCCCAGACCAAGUCCAGGAGGUCGGGUACCCAAACUCUCCCGUGGAAGUGACUCCGAAUAAAUCUCCCUCCAUGCCUUCGCUCAACCAGAACUGGCCGGAGUUGAAUCAGAGCAACGAGCAGUGGGAGACUUUUAGCGAACGCUCGUCAAGCUCACAAACUCUGACCCAAUUUGAUUCUAACAUUGCACCAGCUGAUCCUGACACGGCGAUAGUGCAUCCCGUCCCAAUCCGCAUGACCCCCAGCAAGAUCCACAUGCAGGAGAUGGAGCUGAAGAGAACUGGAAGCGACCAUGCUCAUCCCACAAGCCCUCUGAUGGCCAAACCACCUGAGCUGUCAGAAGAAAAUAAGCUGGCAGCUUCUAUAAAGUUCGGAGCCAGCAACACCGUAGGUGACUGUUACAGCAGCUCCGAUUCCUUCACUUCGGAUCAAGAACCGAUUGCGAGUGUGGUGACGAGGCAGAGGUCUCAUUCGGGUACGUCUCCUGAAGGGCUAAAGGCAGUGGCCCCACCCCCACCGCCCCCCCGGCCCCACGCCUCGCACUCCAGGUCCUCGUCUUUAGACAUGAACAGGAGUUUCGCUGCUGUCCCUGCAGGACAGCAGCAAGCCGGAGUUGUCCCCUAUGCCCCGGCCGUGCCCCCCAGGCCGCAGCCCACCCAGGCCGCGGGCUCUCAUGCACACCGCCCGGCGGACGGCGACAGCCUGGGGCCCCACGCCAGCACCUCGCCCCAGCAGAUUCCCGAGCAGCCCAACUUUGCCGACUUCAGCCAAUUUCAGGCCUUCGCUGUGGAGCAGCCUUCGGACGAGACGGAGAAGCACGCGGAGGGAGCUCAGAGCGCCUGUCGUCUGCCCACGCAACCGGAGAAGUCAGGCGAGCCGGCGGCUUCGUCACGCACCCCAAAGGCCGAUCCUCAGGCCGAGGACAGGGCCGCAGCUACUGUGAACUCGACCAAAGGGGCCACACCCCUGGCCCCGCCCCCAAAGCCUGUGCGGCGGAGGUUAAAGUCGGAGGAUGAGCUGAGACCGGAGGUGGAGGAGCACCUGCAGAAGCCGAACGUCGUGCCGGCCGUGCUGAGCACUCAGCUGUCCAUCCCCAGGUCAGUCGGUAAGGAUAAAAAGGCCAUACAGGCCUCUAUCAGAAGAAACAAGGAGACGAACACCGUGUUGGCCAGACUCAACAGCGAAUUGCAGCAGCAGCUGAAGGAUCUGCUCGAGGAGAGGAUAUCAUUGGAGGUGCAGCUUGAGCAGCUCAGACCGUUUUCACACCUGUAAUGCGCACGUCCGCAUAGCUGCUUCUGGUUCAGACCUGACCUCUGCCAGGAUGCUCCAGUCCACCUCCCUCCCACCUCCCUCCCACCUCCCUCCCACCUCCCUCCCCCCAUCUACACCUUGUCUAUACUUCAGCUGACUCGCCCCUGCAGACGCCGGAGGGCCAUAGAGCACGUUAACCUGGACCGUUUCGGGACAAGAAGCGCCCGGCACCCGUGCAGCUGUUCCCCAUAAUGUAUGUGCAAUUGUAAGAGACUGGGUAGACCUGUGGGUGGCAGACUCGCGCAUGGGAGGCGGCCAGUCGUCUUGGCGAGAGGGCAGGCCGCGGAGGAGCUUGUCUGGGAGACGCUUCCCUCCGCAGCGAGGUCAGGAACGCCAUGGGAUUAUCCGGAGUGCUGCAGCAACCAUGAAGGCUUUAUUUCCGAGUGUCUUUGGUCCAUUCUGGACAUAUCGUACCAAUCUGUACUCUCACGCAACAAGGCUUCUGCUUCUCGUUUGUGUGUGUGUGUGUGUGUGUGUGUGUGUGUGGGUGUGGGUGUGUGUGUGUUUUUUCUGUUCUCUUAAUUUCACAUAGCCUUCAGCAGUUAAAACUAACAGGAUGAGUCGCCUGCCACCCCCCCCCCCCCCCGCGUAUGAUUCACGACAGCCAGUUUCUCCUUUUUAAACCCCCCAGCCUUCCUACACGGACACUGCCCUCUCCUUAACACAGUUCAUCAUCUGAGAAAGACCUGUUCCAGGCAGAGUUUCCUCAUAAGAAUCUGAAGUUUAAUGGCUGCACUUUCUUCCACCUUCCACCUGGAUCCCAUUUUGACUCAUUUUGAACACAUCUCCUUUUUUUAAAAAAAAAGAAAAAUAACCACCUGUUCUCUGUCUAACCCUAAAUACCGGCUUAUGUUGGCGCCUAAAAGUCUAGUAUGAUCUGAUCAUGUUGGCACCUGUUGGUUUUUCCAUGUCCUUUUCUCGUCUCUCCCCAUCUUCUGCUCAUCUAAGCCUUAUUUCUGGCAUUCAGGUUUUCACUAUAUAUAUAUAUAUAUAUAUAUAUAUAUAUAUAUAUAUAUAUAUUUCUCCUGUUGAACCAAGGCGAGCCUUUCUCCUGCUGUUCAGGUUGAUGUACUGUAUAAGGGGUAUCUUGUAUAUUGUAUGAUACACACCUUUGAUCUCAUAUGUAAAUUUGCAUUAAUUGCUGACUAACAGCAAAUAUUCUAUUUAAUUGCUUAUAUUAUGGCUGUGAGAUCAUAGAUGUUUAACUGCAUGGAUGUGUCUCUGCAGAAUGAACUAGCCGCUGUGUGAUUUUUACGCAAGAAAUAAAAACAGCACAAUAUUUUAAUGGCCUCUCGUAUUUCCCAGAAGCCUGUUUAUCAAGCAGUCAUAAUGAAGAACUUCAAAGAGAUGCUCUUAAGAUUAUUUUCCAGCAUUUUGAUACUUGAUGGGAAUAAUAAAACUAAAGUCAAUCCACAA
Brienomyrus brachyistius is the source of this 4367-nucleotide messenger RNA. It is a transcript of the gene reps1, whose product is annotated as RALBP1 associated Eps domain containing 1. Gene Ontology annotation, molecular function: protein binding; calcium ion binding. Bases 516 to 2912 code for a protein of 798 amino acids. NCBI's taxonomy places the organism in Eukaryota, Metazoa, Chordata, Actinopteri, Osteoglossiformes, Mormyridae. Gene Ontology annotation, cellular component: plasma membrane; cytoplasm. Gene Ontology annotation, biological process: endocytosis; endosomal transport. The transcript is spliced from 20 exons. The record is from RefSeq and is a predicted model, not a curated record.